This is a messenger RNA of Aspergillus oryzae RIB40, 1431 nucleotides long. RefSeq lists its product as uncharacterized. The transcript has a single exon. Bases 1 to 1431 code for a protein of 476 amino acids. The record is from RefSeq and is a predicted model, not a curated record. Lineage: Eukaryota; Fungi; Ascomycota; Eurotiomycetes; Eurotiales; Aspergillaceae.
AUGCCUGCAAGUUUAUUGUUAUUGUCACCUGAAUUACUGGUGAAUAUCCUGCAGUCUCUAACUUCCUCAAGAGAUCUUGAUGCGAUAGUCAAAGCAUCAUCGCAAGUUUAUCGGGUCUUUGCAUCAUACAAGCAGUCUGUUGUUUCCGCAAUCUUACUUCAGGCUAUACCCCAGGAGGUUGAGCUAGAGUUUGUCUUGGCGUACCGUGCACAGAGAAUCUGGAAGCUGGUUCCCGAAGAUGAAGAACAGCGUGGUGGAUAUCGACGCGGCAGGUACCAAGAGCUUUUCGAUAGCUUGAAUCAAGAGUCCACUGCUAUCCUUGACCAAUAUAAGUCAGGAAAAGGUGAACAACUCCACGAGUUGAUCUCCAAUCGCGCGCUAUUACUGGACAUCUGGAAAUUCUACAGCAGUUUCGAACACCUCCUGGUUUCAUACGGCACCAGGGCACUCUCAGACCUGCAGCACUCUUCCUCUGUCCCAAAUGUGCUGUUAUCCUUUACCGAGAAGACCCGUUUACAGCGAGCCUUUUAUCGGUGGGAAAUAUAUACAUGCCUGUUCCAGAUAUCACAGGUUUUUGGUGAUCGUCCUCUCCGCCCGGCACCUGCAACUGACCCAGCACCAAGGUUUGCAGCAAUGCUUCGUCCCUGGGAAGUUGAAGAAAUAUCCUGUGUAGCUCAGUUCUAUAGAGUCCUUCUAGAAGAGCUUAGCGAUAGGAUCGAGGAAGACUUUGUGACAAUGGCAAAGGAGAAAAUGGAUGCGCGCGCCGAUGUCGGCGGUGAGAAAGAGGAAAUUGGGGCUAUGCUGGAUUGGUUUGGCCUAUGGUGGUAUGAUGAAUCCUCCAAGGGAAGCGAACGGUCAGAGCAUAUAGACUAUCUGAUCUCACGAGGAAUGCUAGCCGUGCGGAAGCUGACCAGCGCACCCUUGUCAAUUGUGAGAAGGAUGGUUGUAACAUCAGAUUCAGAAGCUCAAGGUAAAAAGUCUAUAUUGCGUGGUUUGCACGAGUCGGGGUCUCAUGAGGAAAGAGAAGGAAAUGAAGAAGAAUUCAUUAAAAGGCAAGCUGCAGAUGACAAUUCUGAUGAUGAGAGCCUCGGGCAUUGCAAUUUCGGCUGGCUAUGGGCUGUCGGGAAUGAUAAGACGAAAUGGAGAUGGGAUAUCGAUCUCCCUGUUAACUAUGAGCUGAGGAAUCGAGGAUACGUUUUUUGGGACAAAGCACGACUACUGAAAUGUAAAAAGUUCCAGUCUCCUCGUGACCCAGUGAAGGAUGCGUUUGAGUUCCCUGUCGGUUAUCAAGAGUAUUCUGACCAACCGGGUAUUCAGACCAAGCUCAAAGACUUCCUUAUCAGUUGGGAUGUUGUCAGAGAGAUGGCGGAUGAAAUUCGCUUUCGGGAGAAUGGAGAUGAUGAUUCUUCUGUGAUAGACUGGAGGAACUAG